CCAUGUCUACUCCAGGAUAUUCUAAAAGAAAUACUACCUCAUAGUGAAUUUACAUUUUUCAUACAUACACAAAUAUAGUCAGACUAAAUGAUGCUUUGUAGGGAAUAUGGUGAUUAUUAAUGAAUAUUUUUAUUUUUAAACUUUGGAACUGAAAAGUCUCACAAUGUCAUUGUUAAAUAACCUGCUUCUAUCUAUAUUAGCAUCCAUCUUUUCUCCUUAGCUUUUCUGCUUAGUUUGUAAAGCCUAGAGAAUUUCCACUACACACUGGCAUGAAGAUAUGUGUUGUCAUGCUGCUACCCUUGUUUGGUUGUUUCUUGACUGUGGAUUGUAUUUUUGGUUGGUGUUCAUAAUUUCUAAACAUUGGGCUUUGAAAUUUGGCAUCUUUCUUAAAAGACACUUUUUCCAUAGGAGGAAUCCUGUUCCUUAGGAUCAUGAAUUGUAUCUUAGCAUUGAGUACCACACUUUCUUUGCCCAGAAAAUAUGCUGAGUUGUGUGGAUUUAUCAUACAACUGAUAGACAUGACAUUGUAAGUACAUAUCAAUAUGUCCAGGUAUGGAAUUUUGUAUUAAUGCAGUAAAAUGGUGCCUUUUUGGAGAGAUAAAACUAAAUUUACCUGUGGGUAUGGGAUAUAUAGAAAACUGUUCAAAUGACAUGCCUUCAGGGAUGUUGCCAAAGAAGGAGUGCCUCUGGGUUCACUAAUUCUUAGCCUUUAUGUAUCAGACCAGGUUAAUACAUUGGGAAUUAUUUUUUUCUCGUUUAAAUGAUAUGAUUCUUUUAAUUAAAAAAAAUGAAAUACUCAGUCAUGUCUGAGGGAAACAAGGAUUUAAUGCCCUAGUAUAUUCUAAGUCCUGGUAAGCUUUAUAUUUGAAUGCGGUGGUACAAUCAAGUCUGAAUUGAUGUUUUCAGUUGUGUUAGCUGUGAUUUUAUAUGAACAGCCCAUCAUGAUGAUGAUGAUGAGUAAAAUAAUAACUAUAUUAAUGGUCCAGGGGACUAUUUCUAAGCACAUACAAUGUAAAAAUUGGUUUAAAAAAAACCCAGAUUUUCAUCUGGGGAAGAAGCAAGAUGGCGACAGGUGGCAGAGCAGAGGAAGAUCUGCAGCAGGGCCGCCUGCAGAUGCUGCUCCCCGCGCAGCCUAUGGCCCAGGCUGAGGAAGCCCAGGGCACAGGAGAGAAGAUGGGCUGGGCGCAGGUAGUAAAGAACCUGGCGGAGAAGAAGCACGACUUUCGUGAGCCUUGGCGGGGAGUAGGAAGGGGCAGAGGUGCGGGUGUCAGGCUGGGCAGCCCCGCGGGCCUGGCCGCUCCGAACCCUGGCAACUUCCCACCUGCGGGCCGCGGGGACCCGAGGGGCUGCACUAGAGACCCUGCGGACUACGCGGCAGAAGCUUGCAGGAUGCAGGGAGCAGGAGACGCAAAUCAGAGGAAGACGGCCGAGGUGGCAGUGGCAGCGGCAGCAGCGGCAGCGGCGGCCAUGGCGUCCCCCUCCCCCGCCAGGCCUGUUGCGACCCAAGACGCAACUGCGGAGAUAACACUGCAGGAUGAGCCAGCAGCGGCCAUGCCGGGUAAGGGCCGCUUCCUUGUGCGCAUCUGUUUCCAGGGAGAAGACAGUGCCUGUCCGACCCGGGAUUUCGUGGUGGGCGCGCUCAUCAUGCGCUCCAUUGGCAUGGAUCCUGGGGACAUCUAUGCUGUCAUCCAGAUCCCUGGCAGCCGCGAGUUCCAUGUGAGCUUCAUAUCUGCAGACAAGCUUGCCCUGUUUCUCCGCAUCUAUGAGGAAAAGCGGGAGCUGGACGACUGCUGGGAGAACUUUGUCGUGUUGGGGCAGAGCAAGACCGGCUUGAAGACCCUCUUCAUCCUGUUCCGGAAUGAGACUGUGGAUGUGGAGGAUAUCGUGACCUGGCUCAAGCGCCACUGCGAAGUGCUGGCCUUGCCAAUGAAAGUGACUGACAGGUUUGGGAUUUGGACUGGGGAGUACAAGUGUGAGAUUGAGCUGCGCCAGGGGGAGGGCGGAGUGAGGCACCUGCCUGGCUCCUUCUUCUUGGGAACAGAGAGGGGCUACAGUUGGUACAAGGGGCAGCCCAAGACGUGCUUCAAAUGUGGUUCCCGAACCCACAUGAGCAACACCUGCACGCAGGACAGGUGUUACAGGUGUGGGGAGGAGGGACACAAGAGCCCUUACUGCCGGAAGAUCGUCAUGUGCAACCUCUGUGGCAAGGGAGGACACAUGUUUGCUCAGUGUCCCAAAGCAGCUCACAAUUCCAUGCGCUUCUGCCUGCCAGGUUGAAUACACAGCCAGCUUACCCACUUAAGUGCCAAAACAUUUUUUUUUUCUUUAGGCCAUUUUUCUCUCUAUGCCUUUUGAAAAUCACGUGUGCUCCCUUUCAGCCUGUUUAAAAAGGAAUAUUCAGAACUGUUGUGUGAAGAUAUCUUGCCUCCCCCCCACCCCCCUCCCCAGCCACACACACCUUUCAUAUUCUGUUUUACAUUAGUUUUGGUACUUUCGUCAACACCCUGUCUGCCUCUGUACUAUUUAAUAACUGCCCCCUCAUCCAUGUCUCAUUAGAAGAUUUUUGCUCUUCGGGCUGCCUUGCUCAUUUUCAUGCCUCAGCCCUGGGUACAUGGCCCAGUGCCGGGAUAGGCAUUCAAAUAAGUCUUUAUUGAAUCAAAAAUGUAGUCGACUAGCUCUCUCUAGAGUGCCUACCUUGUGCAGCUCUCCGCUGGGCUCUUUCCAUUUGCUGCUUCUGUGUGAUAUGAAAAUUUGUGAAAACAGUGUUGCUCAAAGUGUGUAAUCCAAAUAAGCUCUGAAAGGUGGCCAAGGGCCUCUGAACGCAUUUAAAGCUAUCUCCCUUGUGACAGCUCCUUCUGGCUCAGAGGCCAUAUUUUUGUAGGAGCCUGGAGCCUAGGCAGUACUUCUGGGAAAGACCCAAGAGGUGGUUUAUGUUGGAUUUUCUUUCGGGAACUUGCUUUUGUUUUGUAUAUUGAUUUGAGACAGGGGCUCACUGUGUAGCCCUGAGUGGUUAGGUACUGGCAGCAUUCCUGGACCAGGCUGCUUUCAAACUUACAGUGAUUUUCUCAACUCUGUCUCCCUGAAGGAUGUUUUAAAUUAACCCCUUGGUUUUCCAGCAGAUGAAUUGAAUCCAAAGUUAAAAGCCUGGGUUAAAGUACACAGCUGUGUGGUGCUUCAGACUGUCCACAGUAGAGUCCACUGCCCCCAUGUCUGAUGCUCAUCCCAGUACCCCUCACACUUCACGACAGUCUCCUUGACGAUGGUGGGCCAAGGAAGUCUCUCUCCAGGUGUGUGGUCCCUGCAUGAAGCUGAGACACAAGCCCCUGAAAGAGCAGAAAGAGAAGCUUGUCUUGCCACUUCAUAGUAAGGGACCUAGGGGAAGGACCAGCGAACACACUGCAGGCUGCAUGCAUGCAUCAGUCCUUGGAGUGAAUGCCACAUCUUCAAUGUUCCACUCUCACUGUCAGCAUUGAGAAAUGGUUCCCCUCAGGAAAGAAACUUGCCAGACUUUUACAUUUACACCUCUGCCUCAUCUACUAGGAACCCCAGAGAAGCUAGUGAGAGAGAGCUCAUCUGAAACCUUCGACCUCUGAUGCUCAGGAGAAAGGUGGUUUUAACCCAGAAUCAUGAAUGAGCUGUAAACUGGAAAACGUUCUUGGGGAAACAGGCCAAUAGAGAGGGCCUGGGUCAACUAAGUGUUCUCAAGUUAAAGUGAAAGACAGUAAGCUGCUUUUUUCAGUUUUUGUCUUCUCUUUGCAGUUUUGCUAUUUUCUUGUGGCUUAGAAUGUAAAACAGAUGUUUAGAUUUGUUCUCAAUAAAUAUUUAUCUUUCUUGCCCACAAAAAA
This is a messenger RNA of Peromyscus maniculatus bairdii (prairie deer mouse), 3845 nucleotides long. Its product is annotated as zinc finger CCHC domain-containing protein 3-like. Gene Ontology annotation, molecular function: RNA binding; double-stranded DNA binding; zinc ion binding. Gene Ontology annotation, cellular component: cytoplasm. NCBI's taxonomy places the organism in Eukaryota, Metazoa, Chordata, Mammalia, Rodentia, Cricetidae. The record is from RefSeq and is a predicted model, not a curated record. Gene Ontology annotation, biological process: positive regulation of RIG-I signaling pathway; defense response to virus; activation of innate immune response.